Molecule: messenger RNA, 1684 nt
Organism: Cantharellus anzutake
Lineage: Eukaryota; Fungi; Basidiomycota; Agaricomycetes; Cantharellales; Hydnaceae
Exons: 7
Coding region: 383-1630 (415 amino acids)
Source: RefSeq, a predicted model, not a curated record
UGUGGAAGAUGCGGACGCCUAUCCAGAAAUUGCGCUUAUGAGACUAAGGAACCCCCCCAUCUCAUAGAUCGUCUCCAAAGAGAUAUUCAUCGGCUGGAACUGGAGGUGGUGACUCUAUCCGCCAAUCAACGAGUCACGCCAAGGGCCCUUCCGCACCAUUCUCACGAGCUCCUUGACGCAGUUGCGCAGAUCGCUAACAGCUCGGUUGGGUCUGUGCAGGGCCCAGAGGCCGUCAUCCCUUUCUAUAGAGAACUAAUUACCGCCUCGAGCGCCGUGAGAUAUGUGACGCCUCAAUACCUAGAGGUCGGCUAUAGGACUACGAUUCACCGAGAGGUAUUGAGGGAUCGCCUCGGACGCUGGAAUCAAGUCACAGAGCCAGACAAUGAACUCCACAGUAUAUUGCGUUUUCAUUCCGUUUCGGGCGCACUUCAACUUUUACUUCGACAUACCCACAUUCCUCCAAGCCUCCCGGUAUCCUUCCUCGCAUCCACAAGGAAUCCAUCCUUCACUUCUGAAUGCUAUAUAUCUGGUAGCCUGCAAUUUAGCAUUUGGGAGUCAAAAUCCCUAUGAUUCCUUGUUCUUGACUCGCACACGAGCGCACCUUGACGAAGCGCUGUCAAUGGCUGAUAGACUUACACAUUUCAUGUGGGGGUCCUUGGUCCUGUGCACAUAUCUUGCCCGCCUAGGAAGAAUAAUGGAAUCGCACUCUGUUUCGGCGACAACCGUGUCCUUUGCUGUCGGCUGCGGUCUGCCGGAGCGUGCUGCCCUCGAGCAAACUGGCCACUAUGUCGAUAUUCAGGAGCGACAUUUGUGGGGCGCUCUGUGUAAUAUGGAGUUUGCUCAUGCGUGGACGUUUGACCUGCCAUGCUCUGUUCCAGAAAGAUUCGUUAAUGAAAUGGAAGCUCAUUAUUUUAAUAACGUCUUGCACGGUGUGUCGACAUUGGGCGAAAAGGAUAUCGUAUACUUGCUCUCUUGCACCUCUCUCAUGGUUUACUUAUCGGUUCGGCUACGGGAUCAAUACGACGAAGCGGCUAGAUUGAACAACAGCCCUUCGUCGUCCCUCUUACAACGGUUAUACAAUCUGGGAGAUCGGUUAGAUCUGUUCCGACAGUCACUUCCUCCAAUUGAUUCACCGGAAGGCCUUUUGCCCGGCGAAAUCACCAGUCAAAUUAAUCAUCUUCUUGUCCGUCCGCACUUCGGCGUUUGUCUUGCCGCCAUACAGUUGUGGAACAUACUGGCCCCGAAGGAUGACAUAGCAUACGCGAACGUAGUCGAAGCAGCUUUGAGCUUGGCGAGGCUCGCUCGGAUUAUACGCUUGAACGCUUCUGGGACGUGUCUUCUUCAUGUCCCACUUAACAUGAUCUCGCACACUUAUACGGCUUCUGAAGUUCUGAUUCGAGAGUGCCAUCGACCACGUUGGUUCCCUGGACGGACGCCCAAACCAGGCUCAUCAACCGUGCCAUCUCCGUUAAUGACUCUGCCCAAUCAACCUGACCGACGCGUCUCCGAUGGAUUAAAUUGGCUGUUUGACUUCCAGUUAGAAAUGCUGCGCCACUACCCCCUUCUAGCUCGCUCACUGGGUAAACUCAAAGAUCUAGUCGAUGGAAGCGAAGCCUAUGAUAUGAUAUAAUUAUAGCUCUAAAUGGACUUGCAUAACGAUUACAGAACACCUCUGUAACUGCUA